Culex quinquefasciatus (southern house mosquito) is the source of this 1146-nucleotide messenger RNA. RefSeq lists its product as uncharacterized. The transcript has 5 exons. The record is from RefSeq and is a predicted model, not a curated record. NCBI's taxonomy places the organism in Eukaryota, Metazoa, Arthropoda, Insecta, Diptera, Culicidae. Gene Ontology annotation, molecular function: nucleic acid binding. Bases 26 to 919 code for a protein of 297 amino acids.
GGAAACGGUUGAGGUGAAGCAAGAAAUGGAUUGUGGUGAGAGUUGGGAUAAGAAGUUGCCCGGGCUGGAACCGAUUACGGCAAAGGGCGCUUUCAAAACAGAACCGGAAGUGGUCGUCGAGAAUAUUUUUAGGGUAGUUCCAAUCACUCAAGGAAGAACGAUUAAUCCUGACAUUUUAGACUCAAAUUGUGAUGUGAACCCAUUGGUCAAAAUGAACAAAAAGACUUUGAAGAAAGCAGAAAAACAAGCCAAAUUUAAAGCAAAGUCUGUUGAAUCCCUUCGAAAAAUUAAAGAGAUUUAUCGUAGCUUGGUGAUUUUUGACAAUGACUUUUCGAAAACCGCGCAAGAAUUCAACAAACUGGGACUGGGUCGUAUUGUGUCCAUAAAUCAUCGAGAAUUCGACAACGUCCAUCGUCGGAGCGUUGUUGCUGUUAAGAUCGGUGUGAAAACAUUUCCCCUGGUUGAAGCUUGGGGCAAAACUGCUAAGAUGGCCAGAAAGAGCGCGAUGGCUGCAUUUUUGAAGGAGAUGAAAAAAAUCUGCUGUCAGAUUGUGUCCAAGAAACCUUCGUGUCGUCUCAAAAACCAAGUCACCCGUCGAGAAGACCCUGCCACAAACAUCGAAUAUUACAGGACCAUGAUUGCAGACUUCGCCAAACAGUCCGUGAAGCAAGACCUGACCUUUGGCAAAGGGUUUUCUCCGGAAGAGCGACGCCAGUUUAAAAAGAUUGCUCACAAGCUGAAGCUGAAAACGUGUUACGAGGGGCCGCACCGGCUGAAAAUCCUGGGCCGAACAACUCCUGCACGGACCAUCGUGGAGCGCAUCGUUGUCCAGAAAGACCCAGAGCUGUGCGAGCUGUACGAAGUGAUCCAGCCGAGUGGGGCGGCCCGAUGGAAGGUCGCUCGUAAAUGUCCACUCUGAAGUUCUUUGUUAAGUUGCAUUUGUAUACUGUUUUUUUUGUAUUAAAAAGUUCAGGGUGUUGUUAAGAUUCAGAAAGUAUGAUGUAUAGCCGUUUCAGGGAAGGCGUCAUAAGCCGCCCCUUGAUUUGUUUCCAACGUGCUGACAUUUUUCUCUGAAUCGGCUAUACCUAGAAUGCAUAAAAUUGGCCACCGAAAAAGCGCUUCCCUAACACGGACGAAAAUCUAAAG